Molecule: messenger RNA, 3735 nt
Organism: Syngnathus typhle (broad-nosed pipefish)
Lineage: Eukaryota; Metazoa; Chordata; Actinopteri; Syngnathiformes; Syngnathidae
Gene: cp110
Exons: 10
Coding region: 494-3595 (1033 amino acids)
Biological process (GO): centriole replication; centrosome duplication; regulation of cytokinesis
Cellular component (GO): centriole
Source: RefSeq, a predicted model, not a curated record
ACGAACUGGAGUUUCUGAAAAUAUGGACUUCAAUGACUUUUGUUUUUUAAUUGAUACUCUAAGUUUAUAACCAAUUUGCUCCGUGGUAACAAGGUCUUAAUGAGCGAAGCUAAAGUACUAUUUGUUACGUUUAUGUACGUGUCAUGUUUUUGACGAUUUAUGUUAUUUGGUAUAAUAAAUCCGCGAGCGUCCUGGAAUCCGCUCCUGGUUUUGCAGCUUUCUAAACUGUCAACAGUAGUACUAGUUUCUCCGGGAAGAGAGGCGGGUAAAACUGGCUUGCACAAAUUGCGUUAACCUUAUUGAUGAAAGUAUGGUAGAUUAUCUUUGACUUUUCUCCCCACCGGUCUAUAUGAAAUAGCGUUGCAUAACUAUCCAGCAAGCUAUUUCGCUAGCUAGUUAGUUAGCUAGCUAGCAAGCAUUUUCACGUCAUCGCUUCCGUUAUAAAAGACAUAAUCGCCUAAUGUAAUUCACGACCGCCUUCAGGAAGACUCCAAUGGAGGACUACGAUAUAUUUGUGCGGAAUCGUCUGUCACAUCUGCGGGUGAAAGAGGAGGAACACAAAAAGCCUGCGUCUUCUGCCAUCCUCUUCCAUGGGGCGCCCAUCCUCCCCCCCGUGCUCACAGGCAAAAGGAGAGAGGAAAUGCAGCAGCACAAAGAAGCAGCUCAAAAUGAAGCUGCCAGUCGAAGGAUGAAGGCCAUUGAAAGACUGGCAUACGUGCAAGCAAUUCUUCACAGUGUUCAGACAAGACAUUCAUCAACACUGGAGGAUUUGCGUCAAGAAUUGAAGGGCACCCCAACAUCUUUGGAUUCAUCAUGCUCCAGUGCAUCUAGUCAGCAAAGUAUAAAGACUCUAGCAGAAAUGAAUAGUCCACACAUUUGUCCAGUGCCAUCUACUACAGAUAGUGCCUUUUUCAUCUCUCAUGUGAUUCCUCAACCAAGUUACAACGGAGGGUGUCUUGUUGAGCAUCGUGAAAACCAACAAGCCUCUCAACCAAGCUCCUUUGAUAGUGUGACUCACUGCUCUGUAUCCUUGGGCUGCGUGACUCAUGAAAUUAUGGAAAACACCAAUGGUCUUUCAAAAAGUCUUGACGUAGGGAGUGUUGACCAUACGCCACUGGGAAUGACGAAUGCAGCUGACUUUUUCCUUCACAAGACCCCAAAGACAAUUGCCAAUAUGCCAGAUAUUAUUAGCUACCCUCCCAUAGAUGGGGAGGAAUUGGAGAGAAGUGGCCAAGAGUCAUUCUUUUGUCAUGAUUCUAUAACAAUGAAUGGCAGUUUUUGUACUGUAUGUCAAAAGGAUCCAGUGAGAGGUGAUUAUUUCCCUGGAGAUAAAAGUGCUAACAGCCAAAUGGAAAGUCAUGAGAGUCAAGAUAAUCUUCCCUCUUCUGUUGGCGUUAACAUGAAGGAAAGCCAACAAAUUAAGCAAGUUGUGGUCCCUGUCCUCUCUUUGGACAGUUGUAGCACUUCAAACAGUCCAGUUUUACCUCAAACACCAAGCAUCGAAUGUUCACCAACCGAUCAGCUCACUCAGAGCAGCCACGGAAAUGUAGAAUCAGUGGAUACGCAGUCGCAGUCUCCGAAUCGGUCAAGCGUCCAGGACCUGCUGAGGAAAUCUCAGGAGUACCGCAUGCAACAACGCAUGCUGAGGAACCAAGCCAAAAAUGCGAGAAUCCAGGAGAAAGCCCAAGAACCAUCAACAGUGGAGGAGAAGAGCCUCUCUGAUAAGGAGAACAAUGAGUUUCACUAUAAAUGUACAGAGGGGAGAAAAACUAAAGAGAAGAGGUUUGUCAAAACAAUGAAUCCUACCUGCAAAAGAUACAAUGAGAAGAAUCCAGUUUUUCUGGAUGCAUUGAUCAGCAAAAAGGCAAAUCGUGAUCCUGAACGAGUUUCCCAACUAAUCACCCUUCCCCACCCACAGGCCUUGUCGCAAUCACAAACUCAAAAGGUACAUCUCACGACAAGUGAUCAAGCAAUCGCGGACCCAAUUACUUGUCUGGAAGGGCAUGAAACCCAUCACUCUAUCCCAGUUCCUCAUUUCUGCCUGAGUCCGGUGUACAAUAAGAGCUCAACUAGUUUACCAGAUGAAGCAGAUCACUUUGGGGGUAAAGUUUUGAUGAACUCAAUUUAUCGUGUAAGCCACAAGGCUGAUGAAGACCAAAGCCUGCGACUGCAACAUGAUGUACCUAGCGGUAUAGUCCAGAGUUCACAGCCCAUAAACCAGCUUGAGUUCUGCCUGUCCAACUUAAAAGAGGUGAUCUCUGAUCUGGGGUCAUCCCUCAUGGAAAUUGGAGGGAAAUGGCAGGAUGAAGGCAGUGUAGGAAAGCAAGACCAAAAGAGUAAUGAAGAUCCAAAUAGACAAUCACUUGACUCUUGUAGCAUGCUGGAAAGCACAGAUGUGCAAAGCAACAAAGUUCCUCCGAUCUUGCAGGAUAAAGAAAAAAAUGUGAAUGAAGAAGUAUUGAACGUGAGUUCUCGACAGUUCGAGGGAAACAGACAGCAUCAACCACCAAAUAAAUUGGAUGAAGACAGUUCUAGCUCCACUCAUGACCUUUCUGUCAACCGUCGGUCGUUUGAUGUGGACACACCCUCUGAGUUGUGGCUCCUCGAGGUUUCAGGAUCCGAGCGGGACUCAGCCGAGCACUUGGAUCAAGCAAACGAACUGACCCCUGUGACUGUGGCAGGUAUUGAGGGCAACUCCUCCAAGGUCAAACGGAGACUACUUAUGCCUAUGGGCGAUAACCUAGAUGUGGCCGCAGCACCAAGUACUGAAGACUUGUCAGAGGUCAACCGCAGCUGCAGUACUUCCAGAGUGGCUUCACCAGGGAGUGAUCAUUUUGUGGAGGACCUAAAACAGGUCCACGCUGCUCAGGUCAGUGCCCUGCAAGAAGAGCACAGGAGACAGCAAGAAGAACUGUGCCAGUCACUCGGAGUGCGUUACAGCCUGCUCCAGGGUUCGUUCUUCCCGUGCUCUCUGUCAGGUUCUCAUCAUGGAAACACAUUGACAUCUGGAAAGCUCUCUCAGCCCCCUAGGCUGUACCUAGAGCAGUGCCGCCACCUGCUGUUAGCUGCUGUCAAAGGCUAUCUGACGCGCAGGCUGCUUCGGACGGAGAGAGUGGCGCAGCUGGUGCGCACCAUUGGGGACUCAAGACAAUUCCUGCAGGCUUCCCAGCUGCCUCCUAACAGAGGGGAUAUCUGUAGCAAACAGGAUCGUAUCUUGCGGCAGAGAGUCUCUCUGCAGCUGAGAGCAGCACGCUACGAAUUGUACGAUGUCUUCUUCUGCCUGUCAGUGGCGGAAAGGAUGCACCUGAUUAGUUCGGACAGAGAGCUGAUCAAGGAGAGAGAGCUCAGACGACAGAUAAGCCACACAAGCUGUCCAAAAGGAAGGAGUUUUCUGUCUGCUGCAACACAGAAGUCACUCAUGAGGAAAAGAAACAUCUUGAUCCAGAAGAAGGUGUCAGAAAGACGUAGGGGAGUUGUGACGCCUGAACACAAGACAGGAUUCACGAGCAAGCAGCCACUUGAAAGCAAGCAAGGGCGGUCGAGAGCAAAGCCUGCAAGGAGCUCUCAGAGCUGGAGCUACUCCAUAUCCCGAUGACACGUGCUCAUUUAGACCCACUGAGAACUCAAGUUUACAGUUCUCAAAUAAACUACUCGUGUCUUAAUUAUUAAUUACAGGGUACUUUCGCAUCAAAGCACUGAAAUAGCUGAGUCUGGUUUCUGGAAGCCUGCCAAUGG